Molecule: messenger RNA, 384 nt
Organism: Paracoccidioides brasiliensis Pb18
Exons: 1
Coding region: 1-384 (127 amino acids)
Biological process (GO): symbiont-mediated hemolysis of host erythrocyte
Source: RefSeq, a predicted model, not a curated record
AUGGCUGUGGUUGAGAUUGAAUUGACCAAGCUAAAUAACCUGACGCCACCUUUGUACAGCGGCAAAUUUUACACAAACGACGACAAGGACAACGAGAUCAGUGCUGAACAAGUGGAUGAAAUUGUGGUCGCAGAGGAUGGGGGCUCAAACAAUGUGUACAGCUGCGGCAGAGAAGAUACGGCGGUUGGCACCCAAGGGUCCUUCGAGCUGUAUGAUGAAACCAAUUAUGACAAAAUUUGCACAAUAAAUUGGUCAUGUCCCUACAGCGGCAGCAAUUAUCUGUAUGCCUCGAACACGAACACGAACUAUUCGGUGGGAAUACCGUCAGUCAGCCUGAGUGGACCCAUUGGGUUUGUUGAUAUCAGCGUCGGGGAGGCGUGGUAA